Molecule: messenger RNA, 5868 nt
Organism: Coregonus sp. 'balchen'
Lineage: Eukaryota; Metazoa; Chordata; Actinopteri; Salmoniformes; Salmonidae
Source: the annotation of a GenBank genome assembly
CAUGGAGAGAAACUCAAACUCUUCUGUUUGAAUGACAAACAGCCCAUCUGUGUUGUCUGUCACAUAUCAAAGAAACAUAAAGGCCAUGACUGCUAUCCCAUUGGGGAGGCUGUGCCUGAUUUGAAGGUCAGUUUGUGAAAGUAUUUGUUCACUUUGCUUUUAUUUUAACUGGUCAUUUCAAUCCCAUUAUGUGACUGAGUAGAGAGUGACUGGCUGGAUUAAAGACUGGUUUGUGUAACAUACAUUCCUGAUUUAGUUUUACUAGGUUUACAAAAAUCACUUUUAAUUUAACUUUAGAGUGAAAUCCAGCAUAUGGAUUCCACUUUGAAGAAGGAAUUAGAAAACAUGAACACAGCCAAGAUGUGCCAUCAAACCUGGGAGGAGCAUAUACAGGUAUCUGUCAUAAAAAUAAAUGUUUUUUUUAAAUAUAGAAACAUUUGAGCAGUGUUCAAGUUUAAUCUUGUCUAUUAGGGUCAAGCCCAGCAUAGAGAGGAGCAGAUAAGGGAGGAGUUUAAGAAACUCCACCAGUUCCUGGAAGAGGAAGAGACAGCCAGGAUAGCUGCUGUAGUAUCUGAACAAUUUAUAAUUUUGGCUGACGUUUGCAAAUGGUGUGAUAGAUUAACUUUACUCUGCUUUGCUGAAACAUCUGGAAAGCAUUACUACAGGGGCUCCUUGGAAUAGAGGACAUUUGGAGAUAUGUGGAGGCCAGGGAUUGGUCUAUCAAAAACCACCCAUCUUAUGUUACAUAGGAUAAAUACCAUGUUUCAACAAAGGACGGGGAGAAUAAUCAUUUUUAGAUUGGGUUAGUUGUUCUCCGGAUUUCUGCAGAAAUCUGUAAAUUGACGCUGGAACCUUUGAUAUAAUAAACCUUUAUAAUCAGGUACAGUGUCAGCGGAUUUCUUGUCUACACAGCAUAUCAGCAUCGUUGUCCUGACACCACACUGCCCUGAGAAAGGAAGCGAAACAGAAAUGUGAAGUGAUGCGAGAAAGAGCUGAGCCGUUGACCAAGGAGAUUUCAACCCUAAUAGAGACUAUUCAAAUGAUCAAGGACAUGGAAGUUGACAAUAUCACAUUCCUUCAGGUAAGGGUAAAGACUUUUUAAAUGACAAAGAUGUAAAUUCCCAACAUGAUCUCAUGAACUCACUGCAAAAACUGAUGUUCGUCCAAAAGACGCAAGCUUCACACUGCUAGGCUGCAGUCAAAUAUCAUAUAACGCCUUGCAAUUCACAACCAGGUUGGAAAUUGCUGGUGAAUAAUUUCACAACUGUAAAUGUGUUAUUCCUCUGUGAGUUUUUUCUAAAUUAUCUCAGUAUCAUCUGAUAUAACAUAGUGACAUAUGUCCUACUUUUUGUAGAAUUACAAGGCCAUACUUAAUAGGUACGUUGUAAGUUAUGUCCCAUUUCAUUCCUACUAAAUACAUGUUACGCUCCAUUUACAACAGCACUGAUGUUUAAUUAUUCCCAUAGAGCUGAAUCCACACCAACAGACAGAUGCUGAGAUAGUGUCAGGAGCAUUCAUUGACAUAGCCAAGCAUGUGGGAUCUCUGAAAUUCAAGGUCUGGAAGAAGAUGUUUGGGAUCGUUUACUAUAGUAAGUCCAAGUUUUUCACAAAUGUUUUUUUUUUUAUCUUGAAUAUUUUACUGUAGCAAAUAAAUGUAUUUUUCAAUAGUUAUUUGAAAUAGUUUUAUCUCCCAACACACCCACACACUUCAGUAUUAAGGUACAAUAUUAAAGUACAAUAAACUUUCCCCUUAAGCUUCAGUGACCAUGGAUCCAAACACAGUGUCUGCAAGGCUCAUACUGACACAUGACCUGACCACUGUGAUGUACAGUGAGGAGAGGCAGAACCUUCCAGAAAAUCCUGAGUGGUUUAAAAUGGGAGUGUUGGGUUCUGAAGGGUACAGUAAAGGCAGACAUUUUUGGGAUGUAGAGGUAGGAGAAAGUGAUAACUGGACCCUGGGAGUAGCCAAAGAGUCAAUUGUGCGCAACAAGCCACUCAAAAUGGAGCCUCAGAGUGGAUUGUGGAGCAUCAGAUAUAUUAGUGGGAAAUAUAGAGUAUGUGUAAAACCUUGCAUCCAGGUCAAGGUGGAUGAGAGCCCACGAGUGAUCAGAGUACGUCUGGACUGUGACAAGGGGGAGCUGACAUUCUGCGAUCCCACUAAGGGCACUACUCUGUACACAUUCAAUGAUACAUUCACUGAAAAAGUGUUCCCAUACUUUUACAGUACCAAUCAGUUUGUCCCACUGCGCCUUUUGUCAGUUAGCCCCAACUUUCAUUGGCAAAAUAUAAACGAGUGGAGACAGGUAGCCAGGUUUAUAAUAUUUGGGGACAAAUAUCUACUAACAUGCUAACUAGUUUACGUAUCAACUGGAGGGACCCCAUUGAGUGAGCUUUAGUUGAAUCCAGCUCCAUGCAAAUAGCUGUAAGACUUGCCUCAACACAAAGCAUACUAUAGGUAUAAGUAGUGUAAUUUAAUUGAUGCCAAUAGAAUGCAUAUAUACCUCCUAUAUAGUAACAACUUUCUAUGUCAUAAUUAUUGUAAGAGUGUUUAAAGCAGUUGUUACAGUAUGUAAAAUAUGUAAAGUACAGUGUCAAUAAUCUAAAUAAAUAUGUUAUGUUUCUAUUGCAUUUCAUGUUGUGCUUUUUUAUUUAACUGAAUGGACCUUCCUAAUUAUUUAAAUGAGUUUAAUUAAUUACUCAUUUACACAUUACAAAAUAAAUUCAAUUUGCGACCAUUGCAUAUAUUCACCACUAGAUGGGUAUCUCCAACUACCGGUAUACGGUGGAGACCACUGUUGCUCAAUGCCACAUUGUAAAAUGGGCAUACAGUCAAAGAGCGGGCCUACAACAAAAAAAGUAAACAUCAAUGGCGUAAAUACAUCCCACGGCUAUGACAUUUUCACAUUCAAAUAGUAGUGCUCAAGGCAUGACAACUCAUUAGUGAAACAUUACUUUUAAUUUGAAUACAUUAUUUGUUUACAAAGUCAACAAUGACAACAAACACAAACAAUGGAGUAACAUUCUAGUACCACCAAAUAAUGAAACCAAUGUGAACACAAAGUGGAACUGGUGAUAAAGGGUUAAAGAAUGGUCUGUCUGGCUCCACCCCUAUAAGGCUGUGUCACACCAUAACAGGAAGAAGGAAGUCAAAACAGCUCUUGGCGACGCAGAUAAAAGAAGAGCUUUACGUGUCUUUGGUGGCGGUUCCCUGUAGAUAUCAGGUGAGUGUCACCGUAACUUGUGGUAUUAAACCACUCCCAAACUAAACAUCGACUUGUCCUAGGACCUAGGCAUUAAGUAUGGCCAUUUUGAAGUUCAGACAGUAUGUUGUUGAGCCCAAAUAUCCAUAUAUAUUCUGUUGGGUAAAGUAAAAGUAAAUACUGUACCUUAGCUUACUGAGGCCAUUAGCUAAAUAGAACACAAACAAGGGCUGGCUCUGGCUCUGUCUCUGUCUAAUGCCUGCAGCACUGUGUCUUCCUUUUCCCUACAUUCCCUUCCAAAGGAGGAGUCACUUUCGUGUGAAGAAGGCAUGGCCGCCCGAUUCUCUCUCCCAGAGGAUGACCUCUGUUGCCCUGUGUGCUGUGACGUCUUCAGGGACCCCGUAGUCCUCAAGUGCAGCCACAGUUUCUGUGCAGCCUGCCUACAGCAGUACUGGUCUGGGAAGGGCUCGGGCCGGGACUGCCCUCUCUGUAGGAGGGAGUUUGUGGACGAGCCAGUGGCCAGCCUCACUUUGAAGAACCUGUGUGACUCCUACAUCCAGGGGAGUGGCGCGCUCAGGCCUACAGGGGAGCUGUGUGAGCCGGGUGAGCUGUGCUCCCUGCACGGGGAGAGGCUGAAGCUGUUCUGUCUGCAGGACAAGGAGCCCAUCUGUGUGGUCUGUCACACCUCCAGGAAGCAUAAAAACCAUGAGUGCUGCCCGGUGGAAGAGGCUAUAGGCGACAUUAAGGUAAUCUGAUGUUGUGAUAGACAGCCCUAUAAAUAUAAAUGGAUCUCUAGCUAGCGUUUUAUGAGUUCAGAGAUGAACAUGAAGGUAAAGGGAAACAUGCUGGGAGUUUGAGCUAAUCUGUUUUAUGCCUCUGCAACUGUUUGCCUUUGAAGAACUGAUAUGUUUUGUUUACUCUAUUCUUAGUCCAAUUCUCUCUCUAAUGUUCUUUAGGAGGAGAUGAAGUCUGUAUUUAUUUGUUUGCAAGAGAAGAGGGAGGCUUUUGACAAAAUGAAGCAAAACUACGAAAAUACAGUGACACACAUUCAGGUAGUGUUGUUGGUUAGCCAUAUCAUGAAAUCAAAAUCUCUCGUAUGCUAACACACAAUCUUAACAAAGGUCUCAUUUCAGGUCCAGGCCCGGUUUGCGGCGAAGAGGAUUCAUGAGGAGUUUGAGAAGCUCCACCAUUUCCUCCAAGCUGAAGAGGCUGCUAGGCUUGCAGCUCUGAAAGAGGAGGAGGAGAGUAAGAGUGAGAUGUUGAGGCAGAGUAUGAGGGAGAUGGACAGAACCCUGGCCUCCCUCUCUGACACAAUUAGAGCCAUGGAGGAGGAGAUGGCUUUGGAGGAUAUCGCUCUCCUUCAUGUAAGCUUUUCUACUUGUGUAUUAUCCGAUACAUGAACUGAAGGUGCAUAUCAUCAAACUGCCUAAAAACAAUGUUUUUUUGUGGGUUUUUUCCCAGAAAUGCAAGCAGACAAUGAGAAGGUGAGUACAUUCCAACCCCUGGUGGUUUCACUGUCUACAGAACAUGAAACGAUGAGUACUAACUCCUACUUGUUCUGGAUGUAUAGUGCUCAGUGCAUCACACUGCAGGACCCAGUUAUGGUCUCGGGAGCACUCAUCGAUGUGGCCAAGUACUUGGGCUCACUUCAAUACAAAGUGUGGGAGAAGAUGCAAGGGAUUGUUAAAUACAGUGAGUACUGAGUACGAGCUGCAGAGUGUUGAACAUCACUCGGUGUCAAGACUAGUCUAUUUUAUUACAUGAGACUGAAAUGUUAACUUUUGAAUCACUUUAAGUGCUUCCUAAUGUGUAUUGACACAGCAAUUACAGUGGUGAGAACCGCUACAUCAUGGUAACUGGCUGUACUUUCUCCUCAGCUCCAGUGACUCUGGACCCCAACACGGCUGCCCCCUGGCUCCUGCUGUCUGAAGACCUCACCAGUGUGAGGGACAGCGACGACAAACUGAAGCUUCCAGACAACCCCGAGAGGUUCGACCCCGACACGGGCGUACUGGGCUCUGAGGGUUUCAGCUCAGGGAAGCAUGUCUGGGACGUGGAGGUUGGAGAAAACAGCGCCUGGGUCCUCGGCGUAGCCAAAGAGUCCAUCAAGAGGAAAGAAAAGGUCUCCUCUGUGCUGAAGAAUGGAUACCUGUCCGUGUACUUUUACCACAAGAUGUACUUUGCAGGGACCUCACCCCUGACACGACUCAAUCUGAAGAAGAGCCCUCAGAGGAUCAGAGUGCAGCUAGACUGGGAGAAGGGGAGAGUGUGCUUCUCUGACCCAACUGACAACACACAGAUCUACACUUUCAAACACACAUUUUCUGAGAGGGUCUUCCCCUAUUUCUGGGUUGGCUGUAAGCAGUGUCCUUUGAGGAUUGAGCCAUUAGAGGUCUCAGUGAAAUCUGUAGAUCACACAUGAUAAUGUUAUGGAAUUUUCUGUCAAUCUAAAAAGUGUCUUUCUUGAUGUUGAUUUUAUCUGUCAUAAGACAAAAUCUAAUGGGUAAAUAACAUUUAAAUAUCUACCACUCGUUGCCUUUAAAUAAACACUGACAUUUGAUUUUCUAAUGGUCAAGUGUUUACAUUUAUUGUAUUGUAUUCUGUAGUGUAUGGAAUAAAAGUUAUUGUUUUCUGUGUGGAGUAAAACUAAAUAAAAAUGGAAUAUACC